Molecule: messenger RNA, 2004 nt
Organism: Trifolium pratense (red clover)
Lineage: Eukaryota; Viridiplantae; Streptophyta; Magnoliopsida; Fabales; Fabaceae
Exons: 5
Coding region: 1-1827 (608 amino acids)
Source: RefSeq, a predicted model, not a curated record
AUGGCUGAUAAUCAGACUACAUCCUUCAGAAGUAACACGCAACGAAAGCGCUACGAAUCUCUUUUCCAGAAAGAAAUGUCCCCCCAUGUUUGCCCUGAUGGAAACACUAUGAUAGCCCUGGGAAUAUCUGAGAGUGUGAGGUAUCUUGUCCACCAGCUGGGGUGGGAUAACUUUAUUUUCUCCGACCUAUCCACUUUUCGCAACUUGACCUUGGAAUUCUUGAGUUCGUUCAAAUAUGAACCCAACCGAGGGACUUAUCUUCAUGGAGGACUAGUAACCUUUAGGAUGCUUGGACAUACUUAUCACCUGACAACCCAUGAGAUAGCUGAAAUCCUAGGAGUCCCUAGUGGCCUCAAUGCCUUUACGAAAGUCCAGGAUGAUUCCUUUAUGGAUAGCGAACUCGAUUAUUAUUGGGGAAGCAUAUCCGGAAACCCUAACACCGCUCUUUCUGCUAGCUAUGGUAUUGAUAACCUCUACUUCUUGAAACUUGCUAAAACAAGUAUGGAAAAGGGUGCAUACAACUUGUAUCUGCUGAAUCCAUACAUGACGGAACUGAAUGGCACUCCCCCGCUCCCUCAGAUUUGUUUGUUCACCCACACCAACAUCGCAAGAAUAAACUUGAGUGUGGCAGAUGAUAAUGAUGAUAUGUCUGAUGAUGAUGAUCAAGCGUCGCAACCAGCGACACAAUUUCAGUCUCUAAAAUUGGUCACUUUUUCGGUCUCUAAAAUCGGUCACUACUUCGGUCGCUACCAAAUCGGUCGCUGGGUUGGUCACAACGGAGUAGCGACCAGGGUCGUUGAUACUGAUUUUUUAUGGUCGCAAAAUCGGUCACUAACGGAUUUAGAGACCGAUUUUGAUGAAAAUCGGUCUCUAAAUCGGUCGCUAAAGCCAAGUUUUCUAGUAGUGCACUCCGUCAUAGCUUCUCGAGUCGCCAAUGCCGGUAUCAACACUUUACACCUUGACAUUGCAUAUGCUAAACUUGAUAAUGCUAAAUCUCUUAUCAUUCCCAAUCUCAUCAUUUGGCUUAAUUUCAUCGUUCAACGCCAACUGAACUAUCUCGAUCUUCAUUUCAAUUUGCUCAAUGCAGCUAACUGUUUUUAUGAACGGCCCAGAUUUCCCAAUAUUGUCUUUAGUUGCAACACUUUAGUUGUUCUAAACCUUAGUUGGUUUAGUGUAGAUGGCUUUGCCGUGUCUUGCAGUGGAUUUGGAUUUCUCUCACUCAAAACCCUUAAUUUGAAAAAUAUUAAUUUCUAUGAUCAUCAAGUUUUCAUGUUGCUUCUUGCUGGAUGUCCAGUUCUUGAGGAUAUAAAGUUAUGCAAUAUAGUUUUCUUGUCGUGGAAGGUGGACCAUCCAGCUGCUGAAAGGUUGUACUUAAGCAAGUUGAUUAGAGCAGAUAUCACCGACUGUCCGUGUUUCCCGAUUAAAGCAGUCUCUAAUUCGGAGUUUCUGCGAUUUCAAAUGAGGAUGGAGUUUGAUGAACUUCCUAUCUUUCAUAAUUUGACCCACUUGGUGAUCAACAAUAUUUCGGAUUUGGUACUAAAGUUGCUCCACUACUGCCCUAAACUUCAAAAUCUUGUCAUUUACCAGAAGACACAAACUGAGUGGGAUACGAACUUUGAAGACGAACAAGGAAGUUGGUUGCCCCAAAACUCUGUUCCACAAUGCUUUUCAUCAAAUCUUCGAACUUGCACUAUUCGGGACUUUGCAUUUCUUGACCUAGAACAUGACAUGAUGUUAGCAAGACAUAUUCUAAAUAAUGCGGGAGUUUUAGAAACCAUGACAAUAUCAAUAUGGGGUGAUAGGGAGCAACAUGAAAUAGAGAUGUAAUUAUCCUCAUAUCCAAGGGCCUCCGCAAAAUGUCAACUUCAGUUUAUUGAUAACAAAUAUGAUAUGUAAUGUAAGCAGUAGUGUCUCUAUCGUGUCUGUUGUUUCGUUAGCUUCUACUAUGCAAUUGUUGAUUUAGUGGUUUAAACUAUGAAUUCUGAACUAUAUGCCUGCUGUACA